AUGCUCCUGGUCGAUACUGCCCCGUACUUGGCUGUCAAGUCGUCGUUUACGGACUUCUGUGAUGGUAUCUACCACCACCAAGGUUCCCUGAUGGCUGCUGACGCCCCUCCCGCUCCCCCGGGUGCUGCCGCUCAUCCUGGUGCUAGCACCAUCAUGAUUGAGCAAGUAGGCCGUAUCACCGAUGUCCUCGCCAAGUCUGUCAACCGGUCCUCCAAGAAAGAACUAGAAGUUGAGGAGGUGGCCAGAGAGGUCAUGACCCAUUGGCAGAUUGCCCUGGGCUCUGUUGUUCCUAGUGCUGAUGGUACAACUUGUGUCUUUCGUCCCGCCACCCUUACCCCGGCGGCUGGACCAUUCUUUACCAAGCGUUCCUCUGCUGCGGCGGCCCGUUCCCUCCAAGAAAUGGUGGCAGCAGCCCUUGAAACGGCUGCAGCCAGCACCCAAUACCUUGAUGCCCUAGUUGAUUUCCCCAAGCAUUUGUGCAACAUUGCUAUGUCUGAGGCUAUUCGGAAUUACGACUUCUUCACCGAUGCCACCGUUACGUCUGUUGACCCCCUCAAACACCAGUUGUCGCUGCUCCCUUUCCUCUCGGUUGAUGCUACUGGCGUGGCCUACCGUGAUCUCGAGCUCUCUGGACUCAAGUUCGCCCAGUCAGUUGCUGCUUUCACAGAAAAGGACCCUUAG
Molecule: messenger RNA, 681 nt
Organism: Seminavis robusta
Lineage: Eukaryota; Bacillariophyta; Bacillariophyceae; Naviculales; Naviculaceae
Source: the annotation of a GenBank genome assembly